Molecule: messenger RNA, 2238 nt
Organism: Suillus subalutaceus
Lineage: Eukaryota; Fungi; Basidiomycota; Agaricomycetes; Boletales; Suillaceae
Exons: 12
Coding region: 1-2238 (745 amino acids)
Source: RefSeq, a predicted model, not a curated record
AUGAGCAAGAAGCAGCAUCCGUAUCCCAUGUAUCCAGCUCCAAUCGAGGUCCGUUAUGCAGCCCGUGUCAUGGGGCGAGAGCCCAACCCAUAUGUAUCAUUUGAAUCACUUCUCAAGCACGCUGGAAACUUGGAAAAUGGCCUUGCACAACUGUGUCCAUCAACCCUGUACAAGGGAUACAAAGCCAAGCUUGCUGCUCGCGAGACUGCCCACCAGCGCCUUGUGGUAACUGCAUGGGAAAUUGAGGAAUCAGAACGCUUCACUACUUUCCUUGAUGCCUUACAUGCUGAAAAUGAAGAACAUUUUGGGUUAGCAGACAAGGAGUUGCAGAGCUUUAGAAGGUUUUUUUCUGAGCGUGACCGCGUGCAAGUUGACGACGAUAGAGAUUACCUUCAAGCCAUCUAUGAAGAUGAAUGCGAAAUCCUUCAUCUCUCUAGUCCUGAGAUCAAUGACGAUGAAGAUAACGGUCACAUUAUUCUAGACGAUUCCUCGGACCUGGAUUCUGAAGAAGAAGAGUGUCUCGGGGUGGGGGCUGGCGAACCGCCUCAUGAUCCGCAUGCCCUUCCAAUCGUGUAUAUGCCUCCCAAACGCACUAAAGGUAAAACAACGAUUCCAAAACCCACUCGUGGGUCUGGUCUAAACCCUUUGCACUUGCCUGCGGAGACUCAACUGCAUCUCAGUGACGAACAACCACGCGAGCCUAUGGCAAACACUUUCAAUCCACAUGAAGCGUUCAGCUCACGCCACAGCAAUCAAUCUUUGGGUACACAUGCCAGUUAUGUGCCCUUCAAUCAUGACAACUACGACAAUAACCCUGGCCCAUCAUCAAGCGCUCAUCCUGAUCCUUUUUCAAGCGCUCACACAGGUCCAUCAUUAAUCACUCGCGCUGAUUCACGUGACGGUUAUACACCCUUUCACCACGAUAACUACAACACAUACGCUAGUUCAUCAUCGAGUGCUCAUACUAAUCCAUAUGCUAGUUAUGUGCCUUUCGACCAUGAAAACCGUGACACUCACAGCGUGAGCACUGAUCCAUUGUCGAGCGCUUACAUGGGUACUGCCCCCAACUACCAAUCCUUGGGUCACUUUGGUGCCAGUCACGACAUUCCGCCGUAUCGACCCUCAAGCUCCUAUGGGAACUCACUGUCUAGAUAUGAGAAUGCGCAAUCUGGCUAUGAAAAUCCGUAUGGAUCACUUGAGAGCCCAUACAACAACCCCAAUCAUCCCAACAAACUUUCAGAUGUCGACAAUAUGUCAGGUACAGCGCCCAACCCACAUCACAUACAGGUGCCGCCAUCGUUCAACAAUGACGAAACUGAACCACCUCCGGAGCCCCAACGCAGUCCUCUCCCUGUUACAAUGGGUGAGAUACCGGAAUUGCAGGUCAUCCAUACACUAGGACCUAACCCCGAUCCCACUCAUCAGAACCCUACUGAUACUGCUGCAACAACGCAGGCGGCUGCAAGCCGUGCAGAAGUGCCAAAUGAACAGCGUUACUUUGAGGUCACGGGAGCUGUCCGUGAUCAGAUCUUCCAGCGCUCACAAGAACUUGUGGUAGGCAUCGUCUGCUGCCGACAGAAAGCGCAUUCACCCAAGUUUCCAGGACUUGACGGAAUACCACACUGGAAAAAUCAAAGCAAGGACAUCACAACGAUAUGGCGGAAGGUGAUUGUCGUGCGCACAGUCCUCACGACCUUGACUCGAGAAGGCGUUGUCAUGGGAUACGUGCUUUUCCCUCCGCUGGGUAGCCAGAUGCCCCCCGAGGCCUUUCAUUGUGAUCACGUCAGACGUCUCGUUCGAGACAACAUUUUUAUGCAUGAUGGGACACUGACCAUCCAUGUGAAGUUCCAAAACCCCUUCAUCCUCUACCUCGUCGGGAAACUGAUCUGGAAUACGCGCUUCCGACUAGACAAAUUAUUCACAAUGCCGCGCAAACAGCUGCACUACGUGAUGGGAUUAGCUGGCACCAUCACAAAAUGUGCGCUGUUGGAACAGGGACAUGAGACACUCAGUGCCACACCUAGGUUAUUUCCAGGGGCAAACUCCACUGUAUUUGAGGCUAUCUGCGCAGACAUGGAUAGCCUCAGCAACGAGGAGAAAGCUGACUUGAACCAAUGGAAGGAUCACAUAGUCGUUUGUGGGGUCUCUCAGCAGCGUGUUAGAGUUGAGCUGUCAGAUUUCGACCUACUAGUAGACCCAGACUUGGAUGCAGACUCGGAUAUCGCCGAUGACAUAUAA